AUGUCCCAAAGAAUUAACAAACAAUCAUGGAAAAAUUUCGACUUUGAAGCGCAUUAUGAACUGCCAAAGCAGAUGGAUGGCCACAACUGUGGAAUUUUCAUCUACAUGGUCACGUUAGAUAAAAGCAAAUCAAUUGGAAACGAAUUUGAUCCAAUAAGAUGUAGAUUAAAAAUAUUUGAUGAUUCAAAUGGAGGCAUAAGUCCAUUGUUAAAAGCUCAGCGUAAUCGACAAAUUUUUACUGUUAAUUUGGAACAAGAAAUAGCGAAAGGUAUAGGCAGAGAAGAGUUACUCAAGAUUGACUUAUUCUGGAAGAAUAAAUGCUUUUUAGGGUUAACUGAAAAUGGUCUCCAAGGCAACGAUGAAUCUUUACAAAACCUACAGAGCAUAAUAACAAGUAACUACAAUGCUUUAGAAAGAAAAGAGAUCAUCUCCAAAGAUUUUGCACCUUUUGGACAGUGGUACAAAGGCUUCAAACUUGAUGCUGCUUGGUUGCAGAAACACCAUUCAGAACUGAAAGCAAUAAAACUGGGUUCUCGUAAAAGUCUAAAAUGCAAACUGUGCUACGAUAACAUUUCUGAAGCUAAAAAGUAUGCUCGAAAUGGUACUGUCCCAAUAGCUGAUGGUGUUCGGUGUGACGGCAUGCAACAGCUUCAAAGAAUUAUUGAUCACUUGAAAGUUGAUGUACACAAUGAUUCAGUAACCAAAACGCUGUCAGCUUGGUCUUGGCCAAGUCGUUCACUAGCACAAAUGCAUGCAGAAAACCAAGUUAAGCAAUACAUUGAUCACGGUCUUGAUCGUGACUUUGUGGCGUUUAAUCCACCACAGUCAGCAUUGCAUUACAGAAAUCCUGACCGGUACAGAGAGAUAUUAUCAUUUGUGUCCAAGCAUGAAUUGAGCAGAGUUAUUCAAGCAUUGAAAAUCGCAGACUGUGUCGCCCUGCAAAUUGAGAAAUCUGUUGAUAAAUACAAUGCUGACAGUCUGUUUACUGCCCGAUACAUGGACAACACUAAUUUUGAGAUGAAAGAUAGUUUUCUUGGCGAAUGCCACAGUGAGUUAAGAGGAGUAAUUGGGAUGGUCGAUGCUUUGCAGAAACGUUUCCAGUAUCUUGAAAUUGAAGAUGUCAUUAAAGCAAAGAUGUGCAUAGCUCACAGAUUUGACCUGGCUUUUGAAAGCGUUGAAAACGUGGUUCCGGAGUUUCGUCAUUGGUUAACAGAUGUAAAAAAUGUUGCUACUUAUUUUCGUGAAUCAAGCUACCGUCAAGAAAACCUGCAUGAAAUUGCUGCAAGUUUGGGUGAGACUGCUAAACAUUUUCCACGGCAUCAUGAAGUUCGUUUUGCGGAACACCUUGCCAAUGUUAUACUUGCAGUUCUGUCUAAUCAUCAGAUGAUGUGCGCUUACUGGAAGACAGUUGUACAACAAGGUGAAAAUAAUGAAAAGCAAAGAGCAAGAGGUUUUCUGAAGGAUUGGUCCCAAACUUCAUUCAACUUAAACAUGAGUGCUGUUGCUUUGGAUAUCUUGCGAUUUACAAAAAGAAGCUCAACGCACAGAAAUGUGAAAAACUUGUAUGUUACAACACACAAUAGAAAUUUUGAAGCAGUGCGUCUUGAGGUAAUCACAUGUGCAAAAAACUUCCUUGAGAGAAGGUUGGAUGUCGAUCAGGAUUUACAAGUAAAGGCAAUUAUAGAUGUUGCCAAUGCUGAAAAUGCUGAAGCAAUGAUCAAAGCCGAAUUAAAAAGCGACCUUCGAUCAUCUAUGUCGAGAAAUACUGUGAAUGACCGAUUAUUCAUUGCUUUAAAUGCUAUAGGUACCGCAAAUUUUGAUCCUCGGCCAGUGGUGGCUGAUUUUCUUUCUUCAAAAACGAGACGAUCGACUCUACCAGAUGAUGAACUUUACCGAAACAGGUAA
Molecule: messenger RNA, 1905 nt
Organism: Helobdella robusta
Lineage: Eukaryota; Metazoa; Annelida; Clitellata; Rhynchobdellida; Glossiphoniidae
Exons: 8
Coding region: 1-1905 (634 amino acids)
Source: RefSeq, a predicted model, not a curated record